Molecule: messenger RNA, 2205 nt
Organism: Rotaria sp. Silwood1
Lineage: Eukaryota; Metazoa; Rotifera; Eurotatoria; Philodinida; Philodinidae
Source: the annotation of a GenBank genome assembly
AUGGUUCGUUGCCAUAGUUUCACUGGUGAGUCUCUAGAAUUCAAAGAGACAAGUCGGGGAAAUACUGAUUGGGAACCUUCGAAUGGAUUUCGCGAUAUGACUUACUCUGUUCAAGUGCCUAUCAAUGUCUUUGGAAUAUUGAAACCUACGGGUUGUAAAUUUCUUCGAAUAGAUAAUCGAUUGCCAAUGAAAGAUUUGUAUCAGUUCAUUCUCGAAGAUUGUGGCGGACAAAAACCAGUUCUCAUCUUAAGUGUAUAUGGUGGAGCCAAAUAUUUUACGAUGACAGAACGACUUGAAAAAGAAUUCAUAAAAGGUGUUAUUGAUGCUGCUACUAUGGCCGAUGCAUGGAUUCUUACUGCCGGCAUCGAUAACGGUAUCUCAAAAUUGGUUGGUGAAGGUAUUUCACAUUAUCGCCUCUUACAAGAAUAUCCGAAUAAAGUGAAAUGUAUUGGAAUGACUAUGUGGGGCACAAUAAAUGAAGAUACACGUCUUGAACUUAAAAAUGCAUCAACCAACUUGCUAAAACCGAUAAGUGAACGACAGAUUCCAGACAAUGCUCAAGAAUAUAACGAAACAAUCGAACGAAAUCAUACACAUUGUAUUCUAUUCGAUAGUGGUAGAUUAAAUGAAUAUCUCAGUGAUUCGCAGCGUCAUCGAUUUGUUAUCGAAGCAUGUAAAGAUACAGAUAAUAAUCAUACAUGCUAUGCCGUAACAAUUAUCGUGGGAGGUGAUUUAAGUAGUCUUGAAGUUCUUCAAAAUGAUAUCGAACAAAAACGACCAAUUGUUUUGAUUCAAGGUAGUGGUCGUUUAGCCGAUGUACUUGCUAUGCUAGUCGAACAGACAUCAAAUUCUGAUCGAAAUCAACAUCAGAAUCCAUCAAAGCAAGAAAUUGAACAAGCUCUUCGUCGAUUUUAUCCUAGUGUUUCCAAUUCAGAUGUGUCUACAGCAAAAAGACGAAUUCAAAAGAUUUUACAAGAAGAAAAUCGUUAUCUAUUACAUGUUUUCUCCAUGAACCGUGAUAAAAAUGUAGUUGAAACGAUUUUCAAGGCAAUAUUAAUCACUACAAAAGAGAAAAACAAAGUAGAGCAUGAUCAAAAAAAUAAGAAUGAAGCACUGGAACAAGAAAAACGAUGUCGAAAAGAUGAAGAUCAAUUAGUAGAUUUGACACUUGAAUGGAAUUAUUUUGACGGAUUUUUACCAAUAUUACAAGCGCAACAAGAUGAAAUUAUGAAAAUACAAAAUGAAAUUAUGAAUCUAGAAAAUUGUUUUAAAAAGAAUCGUUCAACAUUUAUUGAAUAUUUUUUAAUAAGUGGUUUUGAUCCAUCAACUUUAAUUGAGAAAGAUGAUAUUUCUUGUUAUCAAAAAUUUAUUUUAGAGUUAUACGUCAAAGCUUACAAUGCAAUGAAUAGGAGUCACAAAAGUCGUGUAGACACAUUAUUUGGUAGACUACCUCUUAAAUCAAUACAAGAACUUAAUUAUAAGUUAAAUAAAUUUGUGGGUUCUUUCUUUGGACCAAUUUAUUCCUUUAAAGAUGAAACUUUUAACAAUCGUGUUAAGAUUGACUUGAAUUAUCAUGCAUGUACUUGUUGUGGAGCACAUAGACAUGUUGAAAGUAAUUCUGAAUUACAAGUUAUUAAUAAUAUAAUAGAAUAUGAUCAAAUAAACGACAAAUAUACAAAGGAUCACAUAUUGUGCGAUCUCUUUUUGUGGUCUGUUUUUAUGGAUAUGCCUGAAACGACUAAAAUCUUACUUCUUCAUGUUCGAUCUCGUAUUUGUGCUGCUCUUAUUGCUUCAGCUAUAUUUAAAAAAUAUUCUAAAUUAUCUCAAACAGUUUACUUAAAACAAAAAUUUCUAACUCAAUCAUUAGAAUUUGAAACAUAUGCUGCAAUGUUUACUGAUAAAUGCUAUGAAUAUAAUGAGAAACGUGCUUGUGAAUUACUUUUACGACAAAUACCACUUUUUGGUAAUGUUACAUGCAUGCAGGUUGCUAUUUCAAGUGAAAGUAAAAAAUUAGUUAAAACAGCUUGUUUUGAUCAAGCAUUAAAUCAAAUAUGGUACAAUAAACUAUCAUUGACUAAUCGUCAAACAACAGCAAAAUUAUUACUCAUUCCAUCAAUUCUUACUUUUGGCUUGAUAGCACCUUGGUUUAUCAGUUAUCGAAAAGAAAAUGAAGAAUUAACGAGUAAUACAACAAAUAAUGCGUGA